AUGGCAUACGUCCGUCAGCCAUCUCCUCGUCCCUACCUCACAAGUUCUAUCACCACACGAAAGGACACGCCCAGUGUCAAUUGCGGUGUUCAUACAGAAAAUCCUUCUCUUCACAAUGAUACAACCCUUCAAAAGGAACCUCAACCAAAUAGGGCACCUGUACAAGUACGUCCCAAACGAACCUGUGGGAAACCUGUCCGCUAUCAGGACAUGGAAUCCAAAGAUAUGAGGGUAGAUUCUGACAGUGCACCAAACUGCAAAGUUAAACGUGUUCAACAGCAACACACUCCCAACCCAGGGCGCAGAGACCUUCCGUCUAGCCUGUUAGAUGUUGCUGCAUCCCCACAGCAACACACUCCCACCCCAGGGUGCAGAGACCUUCCGUCUAGCCUGUUAGAUGUUGCUGCAUCCCCACAGCAACACACUCCCACCCCGGGGCGCAGAGACCUUCCGUCUAGCCUGUUAGAUGUUGCUGCACCCCCACAGCAACACACUCCCACCCUGGGACGCAGAGACCUUCCGUCUAGCCUGUUAGAUGUUGCUGCAUCCCCACAGCAACACACUCCCACCCCAGGGCGCAGAGACCUUCCGUCUAGCCUGUUAGAUGUUGCUGCAUCCCCACAGCAACACACUCCCACCCCAGGGCGCAGAGACCUUCCGUCUAGCCUGUUAGAUGUUGCUGCAUCCCCACAGCAACACACUCCCACCCCAGGGCGCAGAGACCUUCCGUUUAGCCUGUUAGAUGUUGCUGCAUCCCCACAGCAACACACUCCCACCCCAGGGCGCAGAGACCUUCCGUCUAGCCUGUUAGAUGUUGCUGCAUCCCCACAGCAACACACUCCCACCCCAGGGCGCAGAGACCUUCCGUCUAGCCUGUUAGAUGUUGCUGCAUCCCCACAGCAACACACUCCCACCCCAGGGCGCAGAGACCUUCCGUCUAGCCUGUUAGAUGUUGCUGCAUCCCCACAGCAACACACUCCCACCCCAGGGCGCAGAGACCUUCCGUCUAGCCUGUUAGAUGUUGCUGCAUCCCCACAGCAACACACUCCCACCCCAGGGCGCAGAGACCUUCCGUCUAGCCUGUUAGAUGUUGCUGCAUCCCCACAGCAACACACUCCCACCCCAGGGCGCAGAGACCUUCCGUCUAGCCUGUUAGAUGUUGCUGCAUCCCCACAGCAACACACUCCCACCCCAGGGCGCAGAGACCUUCCGUCUAGCCUGUUAGAUGUUGCUGCAUCCCCACAGCAACACACUCCCACCCCAGGGCGCAGAGACCUUCCGUCUAGCCUGUUAGAUGUUGCUGCAUCCCCACAGCAACACACUCCCACCCCAGGGCGCAGAGACCUUCCGUCUAGCCUGUUAGAUGUUGCUGCAUCCCCACAGCAACACACUCCCACCCCAGGGCGCAGAGACCUUCCGUCUAGCCUGUUAGAUGUUGCUGCAUCCCCACAGCAACACACUCCCACCCCAGGGCGCAGAGACCUUCCGUCUAGCCUGUUAGAUGUUGCUGCAUCCCCACAGCAACACACUCCCACCCCAAGGGCAGAGACCUUCCGUCUAGCCUGUUAG
Ylistrum balloti is the source of this 1569-nucleotide messenger RNA. RefSeq names its product mucin-2-like. Lineage: Eukaryota; Metazoa; Mollusca; Bivalvia; Pectinida; Pectinidae. The record is from RefSeq and is a predicted model, not a curated record. Bases 1 to 1569 code for a protein of 522 amino acids. The transcript is spliced from 2 exons.